This is a messenger RNA of Carassius carassius (crucian carp), 1141 nucleotides long. RefSeq names its product N-alpha-acetyltransferase 80-like. Lineage: Eukaryota; Metazoa; Chordata; Actinopteri; Cypriniformes; Cyprinidae. The transcript has 2 exons. Gene Ontology annotation, molecular function: acetyl-CoA binding; N-acetyltransferase activity. Gene Ontology annotation, cellular component: cytoplasm. Bases 114 to 857 code for a protein of 247 amino acids. Gene Ontology annotation, biological process: protein acetylation. The record is from RefSeq and is a predicted model, not a curated record.
UGUGUACAUGGCCUGUAGGUGGCGGUAAAUGGACUCGCGCUGCUCCAUCUGCUCCACCAGAAGAAGAGGGAGAUUCAAAACACAGCUGCUGUGACAGCGAUAAAGUUAUCAACAUGUGCGAUGGCAACAUCAGCUGUGCAGUCGUUCGAAUUGAACCUCUUCACGAGCGCUGGGACCUAGUGGAACGUUGUGCAGAAUUACUCGGUACCCAAUGGCAGCGCAGCAUGGGGGCACGAAUUCACUCGCUCCGUCAGUCGAGCCACAGCUAUCCAGUGUGUCUCCUGCUGCUGAAUGGGGAGAGACAGACUCAAGACGAGAAGCUGAUAGGCCAUGCCCGCUUGUCCUGCGUUCUGGGGAGCCGUAGUCUGUUUGUGGAGUCGGUCGUGGUGUGCACCGCAUUACGAGGGAAGGGUUAUGGCCGUAUCCUGAUGGAGGGUGUUGAGUGGUAUGCCAAAGGACGGGGCUGCACCCGAUUGUGUCUUACCACCCAUGAUAAGCAGCACUUCUAUGCCCAUCUAGGGUUUGUGCUGUCCAAACCUGUCCAAAGUGUCGGGACGCUGGCCUCCUUCAUGCCCAUGGAGGUGCUGCACAAGUUCUGUAAAAGUGCAGAGGAGGAGGAAGAAGGGAGGAAGAGUGAUGGUAAUUUUAACAAUCCUGCAUCAACUGUACCUUCCAUUUUACCACCACCUCUUCCUCCUCCUCCUCCACCACCUCCUCCACUCUCCAGUCCUCCUGCUCCUCCACCUCUACCAUCUUGUCCCCUGUCAUCCUUGGCUCAAGUUACACAGACUCUGGAGCAAACGCCGUACACUGACAACAGAGGGCUGCCCAUCUUCUGGAUGCACAAGGACAUCUGAGACUCAUACUGCUCUUCUUCAGUCUGUAAUAAUUCAGGGAUACACAAAUAGUGUUUACAGGACAAGAAGGAUCUCAUAAACCUGAACUGUUUGAACUGUAUUGACUCAAAAUACUGUGGCAAUCUGAAAGUGCCUUAAUACCAAUGUUUCCUUUGUUUUAACUGCUGAAAAAAAUAAUAAUUUAAAGGAUGUAUCUUAUCACAUCUCUCUAAAACAAAUGUCACUGGUGAGAUUAUGAGCUACUUUUAAUGGAUUACAUCAAAAUAAAAACUUUCUAUAAACUU